Molecule: messenger RNA, 1446 nt
Organism: Acanthopagrus latus (yellowfin seabream)
Lineage: Eukaryota; Metazoa; Chordata; Actinopteri; Spariformes; Sparidae
Gene: jmjd8
Product: jumonji domain containing 8
Exons: 9
Coding region: 140-955 (271 amino acids)
Cellular component (GO): cytoplasm
Source: RefSeq, a predicted model, not a curated record
CUCUCUGACCGGAAGCGAUAAGCGGCUCGGAGCCCUGGCAGAAUGAAAGUAUUUUCCGUCCUGCGGAGCUAGUUAGCAUGAGAUGACUCUGUUUUCCUCUGGAUUUAAUUACAUUUCAGUGGCUGGAGAAAAAGUUUGAAUGGAACAUAAUAAAGUUUUAUUGAACAUUUUCACGCAGUUUGUUCUGUUCUGUCUCAUCGUCCUGAAGGCGGAGCAGCUGUCAGAUGACGGAGGCGGCUGGUCGUUGAAUUCAGAUUUCAGUCUGCAGGAUGAAGGUCCCUGUAACAUCGACGUGUUGGACAGCUCCUCACUGUCACACCAGCAGUUCAUCGAGAGGUACGCGUACAGCCGGCCGGUGAUCCUCAGAGGUCUGACUGAUAACACGAAAUUCAGGUCGCUGUGCUCCAAGUGGAGCUUACUAGAAGAGUACGGGGACCGGCGGGUUCGGCUCUGUACAGCUAACACUUACUCUUACCAGAAAGUGGACGUCCCGUUUCAGGAGUACGUGGAUAUUUUACUGAGGCCUCAGGCUGCAGACGCCCUCGGCAGCGACACGCUGUAUUUCUUCGGAGACAACAACUUCACGGAGUGGCAGAGUUUGUUCGAUCACUACGAGUCUCCUCCGUACAUCCUGCCGCGCACCAGCGGAGCGUACAGCUUCGGGAUCGCAGGUCCAGGAACGGGAGUCCCGUUCCACUGGCACGGUCCCGGUUACUCUGAGGUCAUCUACGGUCGGAAGCGCUGGUUCCUCUACCCGCCUGAUCAGGAGCCUCAUUUCCAUCCGAACCGCACCACCCUGUCCUGGCUGACUGACACCUACCCCCACCUGCCCGAGGAAGAGGCUCCGCUGGAGUGCACCAUCAGACCCGGAGAGGUGUUGUAUUUCCCCGACCGCUGGUGGCACGCCACUCUCAACCUGGACACCAGCGUUUUCAUCUCCACCUUCCUCGGCUGAGCUUCACCUUCAGCUCUGUGUUCAUCACAUCAGAUUCAUCAGUUUGUUCCUCUGACUGACGGCAGGAAAAACAUCAGACGCAGGCUGAUGAAGUGGACGCAGAAACAUUCCAGGGGUUUUAAAAUUAAACCAUGUUUCCUAAUAAUUAUUAUUAAUAAUGAAAUACUGUGUAUUUUAUGACCAAAGAAGCUAAAAGAGACGUUCCUGCUCUCACACACACACACACACACACACACACACACACACACACACAGUGACAGAGAGCAGAACAUGUUUUUCUGUCACUUCUUGUGGGACCAACUGUUGAAGGAAAUACAUGUGAGAAUUAUUGAUCUUUGUCAUUAUACUGUUUCAGAAUCAGUUGAACUGUGUUGACAUAAUAAAGCACAAAACAUCUGAUCCAGUCCGUGUUGUCUCAGAAAUGAAGAUGUCUGCCUCCUGGGAGGGAUUUCUGUGUUUUCUCCUGACAGAUAAAGAGCUGAGGGUCAUGA